This is a messenger RNA of Didymodactylos carnosus, 1028 nucleotides long. The record is from the annotation of a GenBank genome assembly. Lineage: Eukaryota; Metazoa; Rotifera; Eurotatoria; Philodinida; Philodinidae.
AAGCUACGGAGUUCAGUGUGCGUUAUAACCGACCGGAAAAAGAGAUCAAUAAUUUACUGGAAAAGAAAAAUGAUCAGCAAAUCAAAGAAAAUCGUCGUAUUUUACGCAGUAUCAUUGAGACAAUUUUGUUUUUAGCAAAGCAAAACAUCUCUUUUCGUGGACAUGAAGAUGAGGGGUUCCCGAGGAAUGAUGCCGCAGCUCAGGGUAACUUUCGAGAGUUACUCAUGUUUCGAUCCUCGUCCGGAGACGAAGUUAUUAAGAAUCAUUUAAAAACUUGUUCACGAAAUGCUAUGUACAUGAGUCCACAGAUUCAAAAUGAAUUGAUUCAAAUUUGUGCUGAAAUCGUGAAGAAAAAGAUUUUAAAGGAACUAAUUUCUUCUUCCGCAUUCUACAGUAUCCUGGUCGAUGAAACAUCUGACGUUUCUGGUACCGAACAGCUUUCAUUCUCGGUUAGAUUUAUGUCGUAUGAAGCAGAUAAUCCAGUCAUCAGAGAAGAAUUUUUGGGCUUUACACCUAUUACUGAUCUAUCUGGAAGAGGAAUUGCUGAGACAGUUAUACAACUUAUUCGAGAGCAUGGCCUCGAUGUACACAAAUUAAGAGGUCAAGGAUUCGACGGUGCCGGCGCAAUGUCCGGAAAAUUUAACGGUGUUCAAAAACAUAUUCGAGAUCUAGUUCCAUCGGCACUUUACGUCCACUGCUCAAAUCACACACUCAAUUUAGCGAUUGGAGAUGCAUGUGUUCUCAAAACAAUUCGUUCUUUUUUUGGCAUGCUUAAAUGUGUUAUUAAUUUUAUCAAUUCAUCACCAAAACGAACAACUAUUUUCAAAAAUGCGAUCGAAGCUACCGUUUGCAUAACCAAAAAACGAAAACUAAUUACAUUGUGCGACACACGCUGGGUAGAACGACAUUCAUCCGUACUAGUUUUUGAAGAGCUAUAUCCAGCUAUUCUUGUAGUUCUCGAUUACUUCGUGGAAAUAGAUCAUUAUAACAAAUUUUAUCUCCUUUUAAACUUUGCGGUUCAGAAGUGA